Molecule: messenger RNA, 3279 nt
Organism: Pelodiscus sinensis (Chinese soft-shelled turtle)
Lineage: Eukaryota; Metazoa; Chordata; Testudines; Trionychidae
Source: RefSeq, a predicted model, not a curated record
GCGGGCCGACCCCUACCGGGCGGAGGACGAGAGCCCGGCCCGCUUCGUGCCCCGCUUCAACUUCUCCGCCCGCGACCUGCUGCGCCGGGUGGAUUUCAACAUCAAGGGCGACGACCUGAUGGUUUUCCUGCACAUCCAGAAGACGGGCGGCACCACCUUCGGCCGCCACCUGGUGCGCAACAUCCAGCUGGAGCAGCCCUGCUACUGCCGCGCCGGGCAGAAGAAAUGCACCUGCCACCGGCCCGGCGGGGACAAGGACACCUGGCUCUUCUCCCGCUUCUCCACCGGCUGGAGCUGCGGGCUGCACGCGGACUGGACCGAGCUCACCAGCUGCGUGCCCGCCGCCAUGGAGCGCAGGGGCUGCCCCGGCAACCACACCCUCAGGAACUUCUAUUACAUCACAAUGCUGAGGGAUCCGGUGUCACGGUACCUGAGUGAAUGGAAACAUGUCCAAAGAGGUGCAACGUGGAAAACUUCCCUCCAUAUGUGUGAUGGAAGAAGUCCAACGCCAGAUGAGCUGCCUACCUGUUACCUAGGGGAUGACUGGUCUGGAGUCAGUUUGCAGGAGUUCAUGAAUUGUGGUUACAACCUAGCUAACAACCGCCAGGUUCGCAUGCUGGCAGACCUAAGCCUGGUUGGAUGUUACAACUUGACUUUUAUGAAUGAAAGCGAGAGAAAUAUGAUCCUUCUCCAGAGCGCCAAGAACAACCUGAAGAACAUGGCCUUUUUUGGACUCACAGAGUUCCAGAGGAAAACACAGUAUCUCUUUGAGAGGACAUUCAACCUCAAGUUCAUUUCCCCAUUCACCCAGUUCAAUAUUACCCGGGCCUCUAAUGUGGAUAUUAAUGAAGGGGCCCGGAAACGCAUAGAGGCAUUGAACUUCCUGGACAUGCAGCUUUAUGAAUAUGCUAAAGACCUCUUUCUGCAACGCUUUCAGUACUCCAAGCAAGAGGAGCACCAGAAGAACCGGCAAAAACGGCGGGAGGAGCGGAGGCUCCUCCGUGAGCAAAGGGCUCACCAGUGGCAGAAGGAAGAAGCAGCAGCAGAAAUAGCUGUUACUGAAGAUUACAACAGUCAGGUGGAGCGAUGGUGACACUUCACCUUAGCUGAAUAAAAGAGAAGAUAAUUGAAAACACUAAUCAUUUCUUAAACUUGGUCACUCAGAGAUUAGACAAGGAAUGAGUGUUGCCUUGGUAAAUGAGACUCAGCUGCCCUUCUUUGUCUUCAUUUUUCUUAGUUUCUAUCUGUUAGGAGACUAUAUAUAUAUAUAUAAUUAUCCAAAACUGAACUUCUUUCAAAGGCCCAAGUAAUGAGAGUGGCUUGAAAAACUUGCUCUUUUUUUCCUUUUUCUUUUCACCAAUGUUCUCUGUAGAGUUUGAGCAGCUGAAACUUGUGAUGCCAUGAAUGAAAAAUCACAGAACCACUGAGGUGCUGAAGCUGGUGUAUUUCAUACUGUCAUACUGUUAGCUGUGCUAUGCAGUGAAUGCAACAGAGUAAACCAUGUUGCCCUUCAGAUGUUUACAUGCAGUGUUUUAAGUAAGAAAAAGAACAUACUCAAUGGGAUUAAAUUAUAUUUAGCAGCAGAUGACACACCGGGCAGAAACUUUUUUUUUCAUUUCUGAAAUCCUGCAGUCAUGGGUGCAUGGGUGGUUUAUAAACAAAAUGUGUUAACUUAAUCCCUUGCAGGUUUUGUGAUACAUCAUCAAAAUCGGGAGUUAGCAGGUUCCAUUUUGAGAGAAUCUGGCAAAUGAACAGCAUUACUACAACCGCUGAGAAACAAGAUACAUUUUGUAGAACUGUGUGGGGAAGCUUGCACAGGCCUAUUCACACUCUCUGGGUGGAGGUAACAAUAUCAAUUUUGACUUUCAUAAAAGGUGACAUCCACACAGGGUGUGGAAUUAAGAAAAGCAAGAAAAAGAGUGGAAAAGGGUUAAGUAUUAGUCUGACAUUUUCCAAAUCUGUUAAGCACUUUGUUCAUAAAGGUGCAUUUAAAUUCUGAGAAGUAACAUUGUUUUAUUACCAGACACAAUAGUGGCUGUGAUCCAUAGAAAUGUGCACUUAAAAUACACAAUGAAUGUGUAAAUAAACUUAUAUUUGUUGCUCAUGUUAGUGUACAGAUCUUCUGUGCAUCAUGUUGCAAAUAUAUUUGUGCCAAUGCUGAAAGUGAUGCUAUUCUGCAACUCUGUACAUUCCAGACCAUGUCGCUCUUUAUUCCUUUUUCUGCUUUGACUAGAAAAGACGUCAUUAUGAGGGGGUUUUGUCUCCAUGCUUUAAGUUAUUGUGUUUAAGCUGUAUCCACUUCUGGCUUCUUUUUCUGAUUUGUAAAAAAGAGGAUAUUAUACUUUAUAGAGACAUUAAAAACACAUUUUCCCUUUUCUAACAUAAAUCUAGCCAAUUAAGAGCCACCUUUCUUGCUACAUAUACAACUUCCAUCACAUUUGUCACUCAUUUUGCAUGCCCAGUGCCUGAUUCUGAUUUAAAGUCCGAUCUGCAGUUUGAACACCAAGGACUGUGUUACUAAGUAGUGUUGCUGUGUUUAAUUCAUUAGCUCGCUUACAUUAUUUUUUCCACCAAGGUUAAGUGACUGGUUUCCCUGGAGUUCUGAUUUACAGCAGCAUGUGUUAGAUCAGAAUCAGAUGCCACUGAAUUACAAACUGGUGCAAGUUUCACUGCACAGGAUCCUGUACUGGUCAUUCAAAAAGGUGGACUUCUCUGAUAGUGCUAACUGCUGUAUCCUGACUAGUAACAGCAGCAGCAUACUCAGAAAAGAUAUCUAAGCUUGUACUAAAGCACUUAUAAUGAUUUGGUUCUUAAGAGAUAGUGUUCGUGGAGGGAACUGAUUACAGCAUUCUCCAUUUUUCUUUUAGGGCAUAUCAGUAUUUUUAAGAUGCUGAUGUCCCUUUUCAUGAUUUUAACUUGUCUUUGUCUAAUGUAUAUUUCAAAUAAAUGUUGGAAGGAAAAUCAGAACUUCCCACCAGUUGCAAUGUUUACGGUGAAAGGAUAGUUAAUAGAUUGUAAAUUUAUCUUCUUUAGGGAUUCUUCCUUUUAUUUAUGUGCAAUAACGUGUAUGAACUAAAAUAGAAGCUUGUAUUGUGAGUGACCAUAUCUACUUUUAUUGCUAUGUAAAAGAAUAUUUGUAGAACUGAAGAUUUUCAUUGAUGUAAAGCACAAUUUAAUGAAUUAUUUAAUGUUAAAUCAUUGUGAUGUCAAACAAUGGUUUUCCCAUAUUUAUUUCAGUGAUUUUUUUUCUGUAAAUCGAGACAAUGUUUGUACUAAACA